CGACCUUCCGGGCCUCCGAGAAAGGAUCGGGCUCCACUCGUGGGCGAGGAAUGUACGGACGACUGGGACCUCAGAUUCACGACGUCCAAGGCCGAAAAGCUUCAGUCCGAACCGAGGCGGCACAGCGAUUGCCAUCACCACACCACCUAGUUCUUCAUAGCGAAAGCACAGCCAAAAUGGGAGGCGGUCCUAAGGUUCCCUACCCCAAGCACGUCUGGUCGCCGGCCGGUGGUUGGUAUGCCCAGCCCGCGAACUGGAAGCGCAACACCGCCGUCAUCGGCGCCGUCAUGGCUGGCGUCGUCGCCGUCCUCUGGAAGAUUAGCGCCGAGAAGGAGGUGCGCUACGUGAUGCCUCAGGAGGGCCGGUUCUUCCCCAGCAGAUACUGGUCGAAGCAGUUGAUCGAGUACGACAGAGAACAGGCCGCGAGGAAGGCCAAGGAUACGGCGCAGGCGGAGGCAGUUCAGAACUCAUAAACGACUCAGACGGUCGAUCAAAAUUUGUACAAUGUAAAUACGGUACCCGAGGAAUUGAGCGCCGCGCGGUCGCGGCAGUUGUGAAC
Messenger RNA from Colletotrichum destructivum, 559 nucleotides. RefSeq lists its product as uncharacterized. The record is from RefSeq and is a predicted model, not a curated record. NCBI's taxonomy places the organism in Eukaryota, Fungi, Ascomycota, Sordariomycetes, Glomerellales, Glomerellaceae. The transcript is spliced from 4 exons. Bases 51 to 473 code for a protein of 140 amino acids.